Molecule: messenger RNA, 780 nt
Organism: Beauveria bassiana ARSEF 2860
Lineage: Eukaryota; Fungi; Ascomycota; Sordariomycetes; Hypocreales; Cordycipitaceae
Product: DUF1753 domain-containing protein
Exons: 2
Coding region: 1-780 (259 amino acids)
Biological process (GO): inositol phosphoceramide metabolic process
Cellular component (GO): Golgi membrane; inositol phosphoceramide synthase complex
Molecular function (GO): inositol phosphoceramide synthase regulator activity
Source: RefSeq, a predicted model, not a curated record
AUGUCCAAAUUUACACGACUAUACCUGCGCGUGCCGCAACCCACGAAGCUGUUCGGCUGCAUCAGCCUGCAGACGGGCACGGAGCUCAUCUCGCUGGCGCUCGUGUUCAACAAGGUGACGGGCGUGUACGGGCUCCUUGCGAUCCUCACUGGGUACCAGCUGUCACUUCUGCAGCUAUCGACAUACGUGUACUCUAUCGGCGUACUCGGGUUGCUUAUAUUCCUCAUUCCGCACAUUCGACGACAGAGUCCCUUUGAGUGCCUGGCGCUGGCGUGGGUAUACAUUUUGGACGCGUGCAUCAAUGCGGCGUAUACGGCGGCGUUUGGGCUGGACUGGUACUUUCACAGCACGGCGACCGAUUCGGACAUGCGACCGUCUGGGCUGUCGAGCACAGUGAUGCAGAGCAUCGAGGGGCUGAAGAAGGAAAGCGCGAUCCAUGGCAAGGUGGUGCCGCAGGAGACUGCUAUGAGCAUGAUCUUCAUCGUGGCGGUGACGCUGAUCCGAGUCUACUUUAGCCUGGUGGUGAUGGCGUACGCGCGACAGGCACUGCAAAAGUACAUGCAGCUGAUGAUUAUGGAGGGUCCCGGCGUGGACGACUACGACGGGCCGUUUGCGCCGGACCUGCCAGACGGCGAGGGUAGGAGAGGAAGGCUGGGCCGCGUGAUGGUGUCGUUUGGGCGGACGUACUGGCUGGGGCAUCUGGAGGAUAAUGGAUGGAGCGGGAAUAUCAACAGGCAGCGCAAGAUCAAUGAGCCGGGCACGCUUGCUGGCGAGGUCUAA